AUGAAGGUAAAUAGGAAACAGAGUGGGAGAUGGACACUAUUGGAGCUCUAUGCAAUCAGGAACUCCCCUCAUCCCCUGAUUACUGUUCUUGAAAACAGACCUGACUGCUGGCCCAUUCUUCUGCAGCACUUGACAACAUUUUUCCAACAUUGCCCAGACAGCACAGAAAAUUCCUGUGUUUCUAUAAUGAGGCCAUUUCUAAGGUACCUCUACUGUGAGCCUUGCCAGCUGCGAGAACAUGCUGAAUUACGGAUGGCCCUACUUCGAGUCUUGCUUCAGCCACAUGAGCCUGGGAGCAAAGAAGAACCCACUGCCCUCGAGUGCCACCUCCUUCAGCUGUUUUGUGACUUGGUUCCACAUCGUCAGGUAAAAGAUCUGCCACAGGUCACAGAGACACUGCUUUUUCUGCAAGAGUUAUUCCAGAGUCUGCUACGCUACCCUAAUGUUUGGAAAAUACAGUUAUGCCAGCUCUCCCUGCAACUUCUGUGCUUCUGUGAGGUUUCCCUGCAGAGCACAGGGGAAUGUUCAUCUUUAAUUUGCUUAAUGGAAGAAAAUGUGGAGCUUCUGAAAGAGGACUUUCCAUUUGAAAUGGCCAUAAUUGGAUUAGGCUUCCUUCUGUUGCAGGCUCCAGCCAAUCAACAAAAGCCAAUCUUAAAACUAGCCAUCAAGAUCCUUUCCUGUUCUGAAACCAAGAAGACUCAGACAGCAGCCCUUAUCUUGGUGAUGCCUGCACUGCAGAUCUUAUCAUCCACAGCGGUACAGGACUACAUAACUGAGGACAGUGGAGGCACUACAAGACAGCAGUUGGCCAUUAAUCUUCUAGAAAUUGUACAGCAGGAAGAAAUGAACGAGAAAAACCAACCAGCUUGUUCUGAUCGCUUCUUCCCCAUAACCAGUGCUUAUGGUUCAUUGCACACUACUUGGAAGAUCCUUGAGCUUCUGAGAGAAAGGUCUUCUACAUUUGAUUGGUUAUCUUCUGUGAAGUCGAUGCUGCCUAUUACAACUGAUGUCCCUGUCCAUGUUUUCCUUCUGCUGGCCUAUCUCCUUGUUCAAGAAAAUGGAGAGAGCCUUCGUGAUGUACUGGCUACUACUACUGAAAUUGCCAAAGCAGAUUCAUCCCAGGUGCCAAACCUGAUUCCAGUCCUGAUGUUUAAGCUGGGAAAACCACUGGAGUCUGUACUGUGCCGGGAUAUCUUGUAUACCUUGCCUGCUUUGGGUGUGCACAAGGUUUGUGUGGCGCAGAUUUUACGUGCACUGCAGGUGUUGGGAAGCACGCCAAAGCUUCAAGCUGUUACGUUACGACUGAUGACAUCUUUAUGGGAGAAACAGGAUCGAGUUUAUCCAGAGCUGCAGAGAUUCAUGGCAAUGUCUGAUAUGGCGUCUCUGUCUGUCAGCAAAGAUACUCAGUGGGAAAAAGUGAUUGCCAAAGCAGCCUCUAUCAGAGACAUAUGCAAGCAAAGACCAUACCAACAUGGAGCAGAUAUGUUGGCUGCAAUUUCUCAAGUACUGAAUGAGUGCACAAAACCUGACCAAGCCACACCAGCUGUCUUAGUCUUACAAGGACUUCAUGCACUUUGUCAAGCUGAGGUUGUUUGCAUUCGCUCUACAUGGAAUGCACUCUCAACAAAGUUGAGUUGCGACACUCGGCCACUCAUUUUAAAAACACUGAGCGAACUGUUUUCCCUUGUUCCAUCAUUAAUGGUGAAUUCAAAUGAGUAUGAGAAAUUUAAAGCUCAAGUUGUUAGCUUCCUGUGGAACCAUACACAGAACAAGGAUCCUGUUGUAGCCACUGCUGCAUACAAAUCUCUGUCUGAAUUUGGUUCAGAAGAACAUACCAUCCUUCAUCUUCCUGAACAGGCAAGGCCAGAAAAGGACCAACAGGAAGAGGAAGACAUAAAUGAAGAGGAAGGUGAAGAAGAAGAAAUAGAUCUCUCUGUUCCUGGUGCCUCAUAUAUCAAACUAUUAUUGCUCACCUCUUCUCCUGUUUUGCCAGCAUUUGAAGAGUUUUCCGCAUCACUGGUGAAACAGGAGAUGGCCAACAUGCCCCGUGGAAUAUACCAUUCUGCGCUCCGUGGAAGUGCUGUGCGAUCAGACCAAGGGAAGACUGUGUCGGGUGUUCCAAACUUUAUGCUAAAAAUGUAUGAGAGGAAUAAGCAGCCAGGGCUGAGGCCUGGCCUUGCAGGUGGCAUGUUACUGAGUUAUGAUCUUCCAAUCCACAUGGGCAAGGAUGGCAAGCCUAUCAGUCGAUUCCUAGCUAGUAGGGGACGCAAUUUCCACCAAAUGUUAACAGCUCUCCUUCAUGAGGUAAACAUUCAGCCUUCAGAGUGGCACCGCUCUCUGCUGCUGCCUCAGUCCUGGGCAGGAUUUAUGGAGAGAACAUAUCAUGCCAUUUUACAGGGAAGGCAAGCUGAGUUGGAGAUGCAGUUAAAGCAUGGAAAAGAGGGACCUGAAGAAGUGCAAUACAAACAAUUUACAGCCUGGCUCUGGGUCAGAGAUAUGCUGACUGAUGUAAUCAAGGGUGCUUCAAAGGAAAGCCCAGUGGUAAAAGGAAAUUGUCUCCUAGCCUUAACAGGUCUUGCAGUUGUUGUAGCCAAACAUGAGAAAGGGCUUUCUUCAGACAUGGAAAAACAGUUUGAUACUGAGCCAGACUUUCUUUUGACAAAGCACUGGAUCUCCAUGGUGAUUGAUACGCUGCUUAGCAUUGUAGAUAGUCAUUAUCGCCCCAAAGGCCAAGUCUUCCCAUGGUUUUACCAGAAAUCCUACUCUGGUGAAAAUACAGCGAGUGCUAUUGCUCGGUCCUGUGCAGCGACUGCUUUGUCUCUUUUGGUGCCUGUUUUUAUUGUAUCCUACAAGGAAAAGGUUGAGGAAGUCCUGAAUUUACUGAUUGCUCUGUUACCUGGGAAACCAAAUGCAGAUGAGUCUCAGGCUGUUCAAAUUCACAUGGGCCUUGCUUUGGGGAUGUUUGUUUCACGGCUCUGCAAAGAGAAAGUCAGUGAUAUAUCUGAUAAACAAACGAAUCCCUUAAUGAUGAAGUCUCUGAAUGCAUUAGAAGACUGCUGUUUUGACACAAGUCUAGAGUACAACACUGGAUGCAUCUUGGGUGUAGGACUUGUUCUCUCACUGAUGUGUCACAGCAACCUAACAGACUCCCAAGAUUACAUCUCUGGUACCUUGCGUAAACUUUGCAAAUACUUGGAUGAUGCAGAAGACCAAAGCAGAACCUUCCAGGAAAUUCUUGCCUAUGCAAUUUCCUGUGUCAGCAUUUCCACUUUUAGCGUUAAGAUCAUUGAAGCUGUGGAGGCCGAAGAGAUCAUGAACAAGUUGCAGAAAUUAACAGAAGCUAAUCAGCAGACAGCUGGCUUUGCUUUGGCACUGGGGAAUGUCGUUCAUGGGCUAUCUGUGUCUGGUCAUGGUAAAGCAGAAGACCUUGGUAACAGGCUGUUUCCGGCCUGGAUGAAAAUUGUACUUGCAGAGGGAGCCCCUACAAUGCAACGCCUUGCAGCAGUCAAUGGGCUGGUCUCUGUGGUAGGUUCUGAAAGAGCAAUGCUACAGUUGAAAACUGAGGCUAUCCAGUCUUCGCAGUUUCAAAGCAAACUUAAUGAAGUCAUCAGAACCCUGAGCCAGAUAAUCAGCUUUUCUGGAGUGAUUGGCCUUCAAACAAAUUCAGCAUGGCUUUUGGGACAUCUGCAUCUCUCCACUGUGUCUGCAACCCAUAGUCAGACAUCUGUUCCACCAGAUUUUAGCUACCUGCCUGAAAAAAGCUUCCUUAGGGCAGCAACUGACUUUAUGAUUGAAGCUGGAAAGAAAGGCCCUGAACAAGUUCUUCCCAACUUGGUAAAGGCAGCUAUGGUCCCCAUAGCAUUAACUGGAGAAAGCUACCAGUAUCCACCAGUGAACUGGGCAUCAGUUCUUUCACCUCUACUGAGGUUAGAUUUUGGAGAUGAGAUACAGCAGCUCUGCAUUAAACUAGCUGUGACCCAGGCCCAGUCAUCUCAGAAUGCAGCAAUGCUUUUGGGGAUGUGGGUAGCACCACCUCUAGUAUACAGUCUAAGUAUCCAAGCAAAGAGAUACCUUUUCACUUCUUUACCUGUGUGGGUGAAGUAUGUUGCAGAAGACAAGCUGCAGGCUUUCACUGAAGUGUUUAUGGUGCAGCAUUUUGAAGUAAAGAACCAGCCAAAAGAUUUGGAGCUUUGCUGGAACAUUCUACAGGGGCUCCACCAAGCCAUGAAACUUCCUAGCCCUGCCCAAUACAGCUGGAGCUGUCUUUGUAGAGCUGCUGAGAGGAUAUUUGAGCUUUUGCCAAAUGAGAUUCGGCAAAAUGAGGUGAAGAUGUAUAUAGAAUCAGCAAAAUGCUUUUCAGAAAUGACAGAUACAGAGGUUGAUCGAAUUGCCCAAGCCUCAAAGAACAACCUGGAAAAGGUCACAUUUGUCAAAGUUUAUUUAGUUUCUCAAGGCAGAUUUCCUUUGCUCAGAUGGAGUGAUGUGAUUAGCACUGCGGCUGGAUACCAACAGAAAGAAACCAUUGUAUGGAUGCUACUGCACAGCUUCUACCAUGCACGAAUAGUGAUCCAUGAAAACACUGGAGUCUUAAAGAGAAUGGAGUGGCUGUUGGAACUGAUGGGAUUUAUUAGAAAUGUUUCUUUAAAGAUGACUUCUAUACCAAAUGUGGCUCCUGGAGAGGCUGUCAGUUUCUGUUUGUGGAUCUUUGCUUCUGCUGUGGUUGCCUGGGCUGACCACGCUGCACCACUGCUACUUGGCCUCAGUGCUAAUUGGUCUCCCUGGGAAAGUGAAGCAGCCUCAAGAUUGUCUCCAAAUUAUUUGGGCAAGCGGCCAGUAGAUAGAUUGGCCAUACAAGAGACCCUCACCCUUCUUCCAGGGAGCCUGCAAACUCUAUUGGCUAAAGAGCCAUGGAAAGAACAGACACAAAAGUUUAUUGACUGGCAGUUCAGCAUAAUGGAGGCAUCAAGUGAAGUACUGUCCCAUGCUUACAGAGAUCUUUUGAAAGCUUCACUGUUGACCCUGAGGUCUCUCCCAGAGUUCAAGAAGAAGGCAACAUGGACAAAGGCUUAUGGAUGGUAGCACCAACAAGACACCUUCACAUGACUAGUGUUAAAAUAUGUCAUGCCAAAGACCGUAUAUGCUAUAGAGUGUUAUGGAUUUUCUAUUCUACAGAGAUGAAUCUCUGGUCUCAGGAUUCUCUGAUCCAGAGGUAGAUACUUAAAGCAUAUGUACAUUUGUUCUGAUUUAUUAAAAGCAAAGCUACUGAAUA
Messenger RNA from Sceloporus undulatus (fence lizard), 5269 nucleotides. RefSeq names its product focadhesin (gene FOCAD). Gene Ontology annotation, biological process: regulation of post-transcriptional gene silencing. NCBI's taxonomy places the organism in Eukaryota, Metazoa, Chordata, Lepidosauria, Squamata, Phrynosomatidae. The transcript has 41 exons. The record is from RefSeq and is a predicted model, not a curated record. Bases 1 to 5079 code for a protein of 1692 amino acids.